This is a messenger RNA of Abrus precatorius (Indian licorice), 988 nucleotides long. RefSeq names its product nucleoid-associated protein At4g30620, chloroplastic-like. The transcript is spliced from 7 exons. Gene Ontology annotation, molecular function: DNA binding. The record is from RefSeq and is a predicted model, not a curated record. The coding region runs from base 177 to 758 and encodes 193 amino acids. NCBI's taxonomy places the organism in Eukaryota, Viridiplantae, Streptophyta, Magnoliopsida, Fabales, Fabaceae.
GCUAGGGUGGAGUGACAGUGCAAUGCGACUCUUCCCUUGGGAUAGAUUGAACCAAAAAAUAUCAUCUUUAUCCAGUCGCAACGCAUAACAGUAUCACUCUCAUCCUUCUUCAUUUCCUUCAAAACCCACCAAAACCAAAACUUGAAUUUGUUCUUAUCCUCUUCUCGUGGAAGCCAAUGACAUCCACACCCUCUCUAACUGGUCCUUUGUCAAACGCUGUCGGAUUCAGUGACUGGAAAAAACAUACCCCUUCUCUCUGUAAACUAAACUUCAGUUCAAAUAUAGUUGACACGAAGAUAUUAUCUCAGUGUGGUUGUCGAAAAGUUGGACAUGGCCAAAGAUAUUUCCAAUUAUAUGCCCUGUUUGGAGGGAAAAAUGACAAUAAUGAGAAGAGUGAUGAUGCUCCUUCUAAGGCAGGAAUUCUCGGAAACAUGCAAAAUCUUUAUGAGACUGUGAAGAAGGCUCAAAUGGUUGUCCAAGUUGAAGCAGUACGGGUGCAGAAAGAACUUGCAUCAGCAGAGUUUGAUGGUUAUUGUGAGGGUGAGUUAGUAAAGGUAACGUUGUCUGGGAACCAGCAACCUGUAAGAACAGAAAUUACGGAGGCAGCUAUGGAAUUGGGACCUGAAAAACUUUCACUUUUAAUCACUGAGGCCUACAAGGAGGCACACCAGAAGAGUGUCCUGGCCAUGAAGGAAAGGAUGAAUGACCUUGCACAGAGCUUAGGAAUGCCGCCGGGACUUAGUGACGGACUGAAGUGAUGAAUGCUUUUAUGCUAGACUUAUGACACUGGCCUCAAUUUUGCUCAAACAUGCAGAUAGGCUUAUUUCUUCAUUUACUAUGAAUGAAUUUGGAAUCUUUGGUUAUUCAGAAAUGUAAGCUUGGAGUUAUUUGAAAUGCUGGUGAACUUUCUUUUCCUUCAUUCUAUUGUUGCCCUACUUUUGUUUGAAUGGUGAAAAUUCAGUUCUACGCCUCAAGUUAUCAGUCUUUG